UGGCGCACACAUAUUUAUGAGUUUCCCCUUUGUAGGGUUACUGUUACGCUAGUCCAAACAUCAAUAAUCUUUGUCUAGAAAGCUGUCGUCAGACAAGAAGUGCAAAUUCAUGGUUUCAAGUGUAGGCUAGCGUAUCUAUUAAAUCGACAGCGCUCUUUAAUUUGUCGGCUCUGCUGUCACUUAGAAAAGGGUGACAUCUUGUGGUGAAUAUUUGUAAUGACAUAUUGCAUUUUACUCCGACACUGAUGGGGGCGAUAAACAGCGUUACAACCUCAGCCACCAUAUGGUUCUUCCCUUGCUUAAACUGGACAGCUUGCAAGAGCCGUUAUAUUCUCUAUAGAUGAAGACCGUGCAACCACCUGGAGGAAAAAGUGAUGCAGCUAGAAGAGAUGUCACGUCCUGGGUGUCAGUCUGCCCUGGUGGCCUUUGGCAGGUACAGAGGAAGUGGACAGUAGAGAGAAAGAAGGGGUUUGUGACACCUGUCCUGGGCUCAGUGUGCAAGGUCAGGGUGCACUGCAAAGGAAGCCCUGAAAAAGAUCCACCAGCACAGCAGUCUGACCAGAGUGUAGAGUCAACAAGCCCCUCUGCAGUGCAGGCUACCUCCUACCCUCGCACGUCGGAGGCUGUUCUGCAGAUUCCUUUGGAGGAAUGGGUCCAGUUGCGGGUUGGGGAAGGCCAGUGUGAUGUCAUAGAGGCGUGUCUGGACGGUAUGAAAGCAGGGGAGAUGUGUGAGUUUCAAGUGAUGCCUUUUAAUAAGGACUCAAUGCCCAAGAUAAGUGGUUCCAGCUCACAGUCAGAGGAUCAAGACGCCAGCAAAGGGGAAUUUACAUCAUACCAGUACAUAUUAGAGCUCCAUUCUUUUACCCCUGGCAAAGAAUCAUGGGAGAUGACGUCUGGUGAGAAGUGGACAUGGGUGAAGUCGCACAAAGAGAGGGGCGGACAGCGGUUUGGGAAGGGAGAUAUGUGGGGGGCAUCAGACAGCUACUGCAGGGCAAUGAAGCUGCUUAUCACCUUAACAGAAAGGAGGAAUGGAAAGAAGGACAGUAAGAAUGAUGAUAAAGAGGAACAAGGUCAUACUGAAGCAAGCUCAUUGGCUGCCAUAGAGGAAAGUAAAGAAGGACACAGUGAAGAGUUGGAGGCAGCCACCGAGCAGGACCAUGUCCCCACAGAGGACGAGUACACAGGCUUGAAAGCAGAUCUUCACUCCAACCUCUCCCUCUGCCAGCUGAAGCUAAACCAGCCUGCCAAAGCCAGGGCCAGUAGCUUGAACGCCACCCAGCUGGACCCAGCAAGUACCAAGGCCUGGUAUCGACUGGGUCAGGCCAGCCUUCUGGUCGGAGAGCUGCAGGAUGCCCGUCAGGCUUUCGAGAAAGUUCUAGAACUUCAGCCCAACUCAGCGUCUGCCCGACAGGCUUUGAAACAAGUGAACAUGAAGGAGAAAGAAGUGGACAACAAGCUAGGUCAAAGAUUAAGCAAGAUGUUCACUUAAUGUCUUUGUGGUUUGUAACUGGGAAUCGCUUGAAGUCUUGUCAUUGUGUCUUAUGGAUAUUCCUGAAAUAUGAUUAUGUAAUGUAUAUGACAGACAAGUCUAGCUAAUGCAAAAAUCUUAGUUCCACGUUCACUACUCCAGCAAUGACACUGUAAAACGUAGCCAGAAUAAUUUUUACACAUACAUUUUUUUUCUGUGUGAAAAUGGUACAGGCUUUGAUUGUGUGUGUGUGUGUGUGUGUGUGUGUGUGAGAGAGAGAGAGAGAGUGUGAGUGAGAGAAAGAGUGAGAGAGUCUCUGUGGUGUAUAAUGUUCCAAGGCUCAUUGGAAAGAAUCACAGAUAACAGAAUGUCAAGUAAAGAAUAUAUAUGCCACACUU
Molecule: messenger RNA, 1866 nt
Organism: Alosa sapidissima (American shad)
Lineage: Eukaryota; Metazoa; Chordata; Actinopteri; Clupeiformes; Clupeidae
Gene: fkbpl
Product: FKBP prolyl isomerase like
Exons: 3
Coding region: 341-1489 (382 amino acids)
Molecular function (GO): protein binding
Source: RefSeq, a predicted model, not a curated record